Molecule: messenger RNA, 1417 nt
Organism: Dothidotthia symphoricarpi CBS 119687
Lineage: Eukaryota; Fungi; Ascomycota; Dothideomycetes; Pleosporales; Dothidotthiaceae
Exons: 2
Coding region: 262-1314 (350 amino acids)
Source: RefSeq, a predicted model, not a curated record
ACACACUCACAGUCAGAACACCUGACUUCUCCAGCCUCCUAAAGGCCGUUGACGCCAGUGACGCGUGCGUGUGCUGUGCACAAAGAACACGAAAUCGGCAAUGCGCCGUGGUUGACCGGCGGAGCUAGCAGACGUGCAUCAUCAUCAAGUCUUCCGCAUCACUUCCGCCUGGUGCCUGACCAGAGCUCUAAGCUCUUGCACUCUUUCUCCUAGAUUUACCUACUCAUCCAUACUCAGCUAGAUAUCAGAAGCUGACGCGAGAUGAUGUUCGGCUUCAUCGCUGACGGCUUGACCGUCGCUACCACAGUCCUCUUCCCCAUUUUCGCCUCGUACAAAGCCUUGCACACAUCAGAUCCAGCUCUCCUUGCACCUUGGCUCAUCUACUUUGUCGUUCUCUCCGUCCUCACCACCGUCGAGAAUGUCUUCGACUUCAUCCUCAGCUGGGUUCCUUUCUAUUCCUGGAUGCGCUUUUUCUUGCACCUAUACCUUAUCCUGCCCGGCUCCGGGGGCGCCACGCUCCUCUAUCAGCAGUACAUCGAGCCCUUCCUGUACCACCACGAGCGCGAAAUCGACGAAUUCAUAACGCAGAGCCACGACAGCGCCAAGGCAGCAGGCCUCGCAUAUCUCGAGAUGGGCAUUGAGUGGGUCAAAGUCAACGUCAUGGGAUUCGCGCCGAAGAAGCCCACACAACCACCACCAGCCGGGCAGACAUACGCGCAGAACCUCAUGAGCAGGUUCCAAAUGCCCGCAGCACGGGGCGGCAACGACAUAUACGGCAUGGUCAACCAGGCGCUGAGCGGAGCCUCCGCCAUGUACGGCGCCAACAAAGACGCCCAGGCCGCCGAUCUAUCCCGCAACACGCGCCUCGUCCCAGACUCGAUCCGCAACAACGACGACCGCCUCAGCUACGUCGCCUCGCAGCGCGAGCGCCUCGAAACCGUCCUCAAGGCCCUCGACCGCGAGCACGAGAGCAUCCGCACCCAGCAGACAGGCGGCAACAAAUACCACGAGAGCCCCAAUCUCUCGCGAGCCAGCAGUAGCUUAGGGAGUGGCCGUCUCUCGCGCAAUAGGAGCGAGGCCGAGUUUGAUACUAUCGAGCGCGAUGAAUUGACGCCCGGGUCCGCGUCGGAUCGUCCUCCGUACCCGCUUACCCCGCCCCCCAUGGGAAGGCGCACGAGCAGUGGGUGGAUGCCGUGGAAUUGGCCGCGCGCCCAGCAGCCUACGGACGACGACCCGCUGGCAUAUGGGAAGAGGGCGGGAGAGUCGAUUAGGGAUAGGGCAAAGGCUUCGGGCUUCGAACUGGGGGGUCGCUAGGAGACGAACCCUUGGAGGAGAGCAUACUCGGAGUCCUGACCGUAGGUUUGCGGUUGGGGAGUGUUCGAGGUGGUGGAUGGAAAAUAUUUACGGGCGAUGGGGG